AGUGUUUAGGAACAGAGUUUAGACAGUGGCGUUGAAAGUGGUUAUUUGUGCACUUCGCCCCACAAAAGGGAGUAAGUGCAAAGCCAUAGUAGACUUGUUGAAAAGAGGGAUCAUCAAGCUAAUGCGCGAUUCCCCCAAAUCCAUUAACUAUCUUUUAUAGAAUUUUUCACCUGCUGGGGUAACUCCUGCGCUCAAAGACCUUGUCAAAGGCCAUUUUCCGGUCAGGACUUUGCAAAGAAGCCAGCAACACAACUCUUGAAUGCAAUAUUUGUUCCUUAUCAGCUCUGCACAACAAUAGGGUGUCAUCCGCAUACAAAGUAUGACUGAUAUUGCUUUACCAUGGGAUAAGCUGUCUUUAGAUUUAAUAAAACAAGAGGAGGGGCAAUCAAGUCCGGAAAGGAAGAAAAGGACAUAUGUAGUUCUUGUAUCCACAGGAAGUUUCAAUCCUCCUACUUACAUGCACUUGCGCUGUUUUGAGUUGGCAAGAGAUGCAUUGACUUCAGAAGGGUUCUGCGUAAUUGGAGGUUAUAUGUCACCAGUAAAUGAUGCAUAUAAGAAGAAGGGUCUUAUAUCUGCCGAGCAUCGUGUUGCAAUGUGCCAGUUAGCUUGUAAAAGCUCAGAAUUCGUUAUGACAGAUCCCUGGGAGGCAAGCCAGGAUAGCUAUCAACGAACAUUGACAGUUCUCUCCAGAAUAAAGUCCGCUAUCUGUGGUGGAAGUUUGUCAUCCAGUGAAGACCUCAUGGUCAUGCUUGUGUGUGGUUCUGAUCUGCUAGAAUCUUUCAGCACGCCUGGAGUUUGGAUACCUGAGCAGGUCAGGACCAUAUGUAGAGACUUUGGCUUGGUUUGUGUCCGGAGAGGUGGUCAGGAUGUUGAAAAGAUCAUUGCCGGUGAUGAUAUUUUGAAUGAAUAUAAGAAAAAUAUCAAAGUUGUGGAUGAAGUAGUGCCUAAUGGAAUCAGUUCAACGGGAUUAAGGGACUGCAUCUCGAAAGGGUUCUCAGUGAAGUACUUGACAGCCGAUGAAGUAAUUGAUUAUAUGAAACAACAUAACCUUUAUAGAGGGCAAUGUUCUAACAACUGAAUCAGAAGCUCCUCUUAGGAGCUUGUUUUCUUAAAUAAUUGUUGAUACCUGUCCAAGAGUCGCUCAUUUCUUUGAGCUGUGAUCUUAGCAGCGAGGCUACUGUCCCUUCCUGCAAGAGCAGAAAGAUGUAUUCUUUGUACUUCCUUCAAGGACAAGAGAUGAGGACGAACACUUGCUCAUUCCAGUUGUGUCCUCUAUCUAUGUUCAUUUGUGAUGAAAUCUAUUUCUUUUCUGAAACAAGGGCUAGUUACAGAUGCUCCAGCCAGUUGAGGGAGUAGAUCUUGGCUUCAUGUGAUUAUAACUUAUAACACAAAAACCUCAAAAUGUCUUUAAAAGUGCUAUAAUGUAUUACUAUUGUUUUUCUUGGAUUACUUAUUAAAAAAACAUUAUAUGAGGCAGACAAUUGUUAUUGAAUUUAUAUCUGAA
Nicotiana tabacum (common tobacco) is the source of this 1504-nucleotide messenger RNA. RefSeq names its product nicotinamide/nicotinic acid mononucleotide adenylyltransferase-like. Lineage: Eukaryota; Viridiplantae; Streptophyta; Magnoliopsida; Solanales; Solanaceae. The record is from RefSeq and is a predicted model, not a curated record. Gene Ontology annotation, biological process: NAD+ biosynthetic process. Gene Ontology annotation, molecular function: nicotinamide-nucleotide adenylyltransferase activity; nicotinate-nucleotide adenylyltransferase activity.